Didymosphaeria variabile is the source of this 2127-nucleotide messenger RNA. RefSeq lists its product as uncharacterized. The transcript is spliced from 3 exons. Bases 1 to 2127 code for a protein of 708 amino acids. Gene Ontology annotation, molecular function: methyltransferase activity. Gene Ontology annotation, cellular component: nucleus. The record is from RefSeq and is a predicted model, not a curated record. Lineage: Eukaryota; Fungi; Ascomycota; Dothideomycetes; Pleosporales; Didymosphaeriaceae.
AUGACGCCGCGGCGCGAGCAGGGUUACAACUUCGAGGACUACGUAGUCAGCAAUCCGCUGGAGGACGAGAUUGAGGUCCAACACUUCGGCCAUGAUGACGAAAAUGAGGAUGAAAAACGGGGAGGUGAGACUGAACGAGAGUAUAUCCUCAUUGACGACGACGAUGAAGAGUAUGAUGCCGGCGGUCGUACAAUGUUGCCUCCCGAGGAAGACACCUUUCCCGAACUCGUCGAACUGCCCUGUCAUCGACUCGAAAGUGGCAGCCUCAUUCGCGCAGGCGACACCGUGGAACUGAUCGACCGAACCGACAGAAAGGCAGAUCAUACGUUGAGCGGUGAUUUCCUGAAAGUCAAUGCUAUCAUUGAGGACUUGAAGACGCAAGAAGUUAGACUAAGUGGCUACCGCCUCAGGCGGUGCAGUUAUCUUCGCCCGCUGUUCGAUGGCAAACUCAACGAACUGUUCAUGCUCAUCCAAGCUUCCGAAGACGAUCGCCGACCGCAUAUGAUUCAAGGACUCCAAUCCAUAUCUGUCAUAGAAGUGCUCAAGAAGAGGAAGUGCGAGUUCACGGAUAAGGACUACGAGGCGUACGAUGUACGUAUGGCAAAUCGGUGGGCACCAGCGGGCCUAAAGACAUCUAUGGAGAUCAAGGACUGGAUCUUCCACCAAGGCACUCUCAUCUGUCGUUUCGCGCAUACUGUGGUCUUUGACCAUAAUUCUGUAUCCUACAGUGGAGAAGUGCGCAAACUUUACCGUCGCGAGACCGAUCGAGUCACGAACACGCCGUCCCCUCCUGCUACAACUUCCUCCCAGGCCUCGUCAUUGGCGUCCGGUACUGACCGCGAGCCGAGGCAACGGCGGCCGUCGAUUGAACAAAUCGAUGGGACAUUCGCUGAGCAACGGUCUCCUCCGAUCAAGUCGCGCCGCUUCACUGUCGGGGACGCAUUCUCCGGAAUCGGUGGGGUUUCGGAAGGUGCCAGUCAGGCCGACCUCUUCGUGAAGUGGGGCCUGGAGAAAGACGAACUCGCUAUACGCGGCUAUGCAGAGAACUUCCCGUCUGCAGAACCGUUACAUAUGGAUGCGCAUGACUUUCCUGCCAUCGCACGACGUUGUGAGCACGGUGUCGACAUACUGCAUCUCUCGUGCCCAUGCUGCUAUUGGUCCGAGGCCCACACCAAUGAGGGCAAGAACGACCAAGAAAAUAUGGAAACCUUACUCACGGUAGGACCAUUUCUGAAGGCAGUCAAGCCUCGUUAUGCAACGCUCGAGCAGGCACCUGGUCUACUCAAAUUGAAGAAGCACCGCCUUUGGUUUAGGAAAGUCAUUAACGACAUCAUCUCCAUGCGAUAUAAUGUCCGUUGGAGGGUCAGCGAUCUUUCAGAGGACGGUCUGCCGCAGCGGCGUCGACGGCUCGUUUUCCUGUGCGCCAAGCAGGGCCUCCCUCUUCCAGCUUUUCCGAAGCCUGCCUGCGGACCGAAAGACAGCGGUCUUCCUUAUUGGGUCACGGUAGGGGAUGCUUUGGAAGCUCUCGAGCGUCGCGGAGCGAACAUCCACGAUGAAUAUCAUCAACCUGAGGAGGAGAAGCUUCUGGGCCUUCCUCGGGAGCCUGUGGAUCCUCGAACCAUUCUCGCCAAAUGCAUCACAACUAGUGGUGGAGAGAAUGUGCAUCCCUCUGGACUUCGCAAAUACACACCCCGCGAGAUAGCUCAGUUGCAAGGCUUUCCGAUGGAUUACCAGUUCAAGGGAUCUAGAGGCGAGGCCACGAAGCAGGCCGGAAAUGCGUGGGCACCUGUCGCUAACACCAGAUAUUUCCUGCUCCUGGCUCAGUUCCUCGAGGCCUGGGACAUGGGCUAUAUUGACGCCGAGGAUGACGUAGAAGACCUCUAUAACUACCUCGAGGAGAAGGGCAUCCGUGUUCCCAAUUCGACCAGGUAUCUGAAGAAGCUUACCAAGUCAAUCAUAUCCAAGAGGAAACACCCACUUUGGGGUAGCACAUACAAGGUUGACCGGGCUCCACGCCAACGAGCUCCACGUGCUGCGCCAGUCGCGCAAACGACGAGAGGACAACGCCAGGUACGAGAUGCGGCAGAGAUUGCCAGACAGCGCGGAGAGAUCAUCGACAUCAAUUGA